CUUCAUAUUACUCGCAUUUUCUUAUUCCACUGUGAAUUCAUUAGUCCCGAAACCGACUAAAUACACGAAGGAUGGAAAUACCUGUCGCCUGAAAGAAGAUUUAGAAAUUGAUCAAAGUUAUGAAUAUUGUUUUAUACUUAACGAUGCGGUGAAAAAUUUCAGCGAACGUCUUAAGGUGAAAACAUCACCACACCUGCAUAAUAAAGAAACUUCCUGCAGUAUUAACAAACUGACGAUUUCCAUCACUGAUGGAU
Messenger RNA from Trichobilharzia szidati, 254 nucleotides. The record is from the annotation of a GenBank genome assembly. Lineage: Eukaryota; Metazoa; Platyhelminthes; Trematoda; Strigeidida; Schistosomatidae.